AUGAAUAUAAAUGUUGCUGUCCGAGUUAGACCAUUCAUUCGUUUUGAACUCCAAUCUGCUGAUAAUCAAUGCUGCAUAGAUAUAGAAGGCAAUUCUACAAUAAUCACAGACCCUAAAAGUCUUGAGUCCGAACAAUUUUUGUUUAAUAAUUCAUUUUGGUCACAUGAUGGUUUUGUUGAAAGGGAAGAUGGGCUCUGUUUGCGAACUUCGAGCAAGUUUGCAGGAUCGGAAGAUAUAAAUGAAGAAUACAGUACCAAACUCUUAAAUAAUUUACUCGAAGGCUACAAUUCCUGCAUUUUUUCAUAUGGCCAGACCGCAUCAGGAAAGACAUUUUCAAUGUAUGGAAUUGGCAAUACCCAAGGGAUUAUACCUUAUACAUGUGAAAAGCUGCUUUCAAGGCUAAAUAAUUUAUCAGAAAAUGAGAUAUUGAUAAGUAUGUAUGAAAUUUAUACCGAAGAAAUCUAUGAUUUAUUGGUCCCGAAAACUAGUUGGCCUAAGCAUGGACUAAAAAUAAGAACAAACAGCGAUCAUGAAUUCUUUGUUGAAAACCUUUCGAAGCACCCUGUUAGAAGUCCUGAAGACUUCCAAGAAUUGAUAAGAAGAGGCUCAACAAAUAAGCGAUCCUUCCAAGCUCUGAUGAAUCAAAUUGCAGGGUAUUCUCAUGUUUUUUUGAUAUUAGAAUUGAAACAAAGAGUCAACCAAGAAGAUAAAGUGUUAGAAAUGAGCAGUUUUAUUACUUUUGCAGACCUUGCUGCGAAGCAAAGAGUUUUUGCAUGUGCCACUCUUGAAAAAUACGUUAUAUCACUUAAUUCUUCUAUUGCUGCACUGCAGACAGUUGUAAAAAAUUUGGCAAAUCCUGCUAGUAAGUCUUUUUAGAUAAAUUUUAAUAUUAAAAAACUUUUUUAAAAUAAUUGAUAUAUUAAUAAAUAGGGUAUAGAGGCGGAGUAAUACGCUACAGAGAGUCUGCCUUAACUAGAAUUUUGGCGAAUGCAUUAGGAGGAAACUGUAAAACCUACAUGAUUUGCACUUUGUCUCCAUCUUCUAAAUACUAUGAAGAUACCAAAAAAGAUCUGAAAUUUGCUUCUGUAGUGAAAAAAAUUCGAAAUCAGCCAGUCCCUAAUCAAUACAAAGAAAUUUAG
Messenger RNA from Blepharisma stoltei, 1139 nucleotides. The record is from the annotation of a GenBank genome assembly. NCBI's taxonomy places the organism in Eukaryota, Ciliophora, Heterotrichea, Heterotrichida, Blepharismidae.